This is a messenger RNA of Strongylus vulgaris, 636 nucleotides long. Lineage: Eukaryota; Metazoa; Nematoda; Chromadorea; Rhabditida; Strongylidae. The record is from the annotation of a GenBank genome assembly.
AUGCUUUCUUCAGAAAUCGACUUCCACAUUGGUUUGGAUCUUUCUGAAGAUUAUCGUGUGGCUCGGAUAACCCCACCACCGUUUUUUGAUCUUGUGAAAGCAAUAUGGUACGAUCCCAAAAUUAUAUGGAUGCUAUUGAAUUUAGCAAUGAGCAAGGAUAGCCCUCUCAUACGUGCUGGCAGUAAUCCUUCAUGGAUACAAGUCUCUGGUCAGUGCACUGUGAACAAUCCCGAGCAGCAUGCAAUGGAACAAGCGGCUGCGCUCGGCAUAGGGAACGCUCGUUCCCUAGCAGAAUUGUUCAACUUGGGUUUCAAAGUGGGCAUCCACUUAGGAUACCUUAAAAUACCAUGGAAGAGGUAUUACCGUGUGGCUCGGGUAACCCCACCACCGUUUUUUGAUCUUGUGAAAGCAAUAUGGUACGAUCCCAAAAUUAUACGGAUGCUAUUGGAUUUAGCAAUGAGCAAGGAUAGCCCUCUCAUACGUGCUGGCAGCAAUCCUUCAUGGAUACAAGUCUCUGGUCAGUGCACUGUGAACAAUCCCGAGCAGCAUGCAAUGGAACAAGCGGCUGCGCUCGGCAUAGGGAACGCUCGCUCCCUAGCAGAAUUGUUCAACUUGGUGUGUAUCAACUAUGGGUAA